AUGUCAGCAGUUGAAGAAUUAAAGUUCAUUUGGAAUUUUUUAUUUUCGGAUAUUACAUCAGAAAAACAAGAUGAAGAAAUAGAAUGUCAAAAAAAAUAUGAAGAAAAUAUAAAUUUACUAAAAAGAUUAAUGCGAACAGAAAACUUAAAAUUUGAACAAAAAUAUAAUGCCUUGAAUGUAUUGGAAAAAUUAAAAGAUGUGAAAGGUGUUAAAUAUGAAGAUGUUUUAUAUGAUUAUGCAAAAAAUUUUUUAAAAUUUUUAAAGGAAUCUUUUGGAAAUGUAGCAGAAGAAAUUCAAAUAAAUGAUAAAAUAUCUUAUAGAAGAAAUGAAUUAAUAAAACAGGAUUUAAAUAAUAAAUUACAAAAUUUAAACAAUAACUACAAUUUAGAAUAUAUUAAUUUAAAUAAAUGUUUAGGAACAGAGAAUUUUGAAAAUCAGCUAAAUGCGAGCUUGAAAUUUAAUUCGUUAAAGGAUAUUUUAAGUAAAUUGUUAAUUGAAAUGAAGAAAUACGAAAAUCAGUACAAUAAUUUAUCGGAUACAGAUAAAUUUUUGGAUAUGAAAAUUUAUGAAAUUGAAAAUUAUUUAAAUAAAGAUGUUAAUGACAAUGCGUAA
Plasmodium malariae is the source of this 612-nucleotide messenger RNA. Its product is annotated as conserved Plasmodium protein, unknown function. NCBI's taxonomy places the organism in Eukaryota, Apicomplexa, Aconoidasida, Haemosporida, Plasmodiidae. Bases 1 to 612 code for a protein of 203 amino acids. The record is from RefSeq and is a predicted model, not a curated record. The transcript has a single exon.